CAUACCACUUAUUGCGUGCUUUCAAAAUGCCCCUAACCGGCGAGGAUACCAGCAGUGAUUUUGCUCAUCAAGACAAGCAAAAAUUGAUAAAUGUGAGAAGAUACAUCAAAGGCCGCAUAUCACUUGUGGAAAAUGAGCUGGGGGACAUUUCUACCGUAAAAUCCACCGCCAUGUUGGAUGUUGCCGCCGAACGAAUUAGCAGUCUUUUUACGAGAUUGGAGGACGUCAAUCUCAAUUUGGAAUCGAUGGAUACUUCAGAGACCGCUGAGGGAUCGAAAAUCGAGUCAAGGUGUCAAAGAAUACUAACUGACAUUCGUGAACGUCGUGAGGCGCUGAAGCAUCAUUGUAACUCAUCGGCGAGUGACUCCGGAUCGACGCAAGAGCACCAGCAUAAACCGAAUCUUCCCAAGAUAUCGUUGCCCAAGCAGCCCAAGUUCAGUGGAAGUUAUGGAGACUGGCUGUCGUUCAAGGAUUUAUACGUCACUAUGGUACACGGAAAUGAAGAUUUAAGUCCCGUGCAGAAGUUCUAUUACUUGAAGUCGUGUUUGGUCGGCGAAGCUGCCUCUUUGGUUACGACUUUGGAAUGUACGAACGAAAACUACGUGAAGGCAUGGUCUGCGAUUACAUCAAGAUAUGACAAUAAGCAGCGCUGCCAAGCAUUAGAUAUGCUAUGCCGUGAUGAAGCAGUGAGCACUACAAAGGUCGUGCCUCCGGCAAAGAGCACUAGUCAUGUGACGGUUGGCAGCGGCAGAAGUGCAAAUGACAUGUAA
Ostrinia nubilalis (European corn borer) is the source of this 770-nucleotide messenger RNA. RefSeq lists its product as uncharacterized. The record is from RefSeq and is a predicted model, not a curated record. The transcript is spliced from 3 exons. Lineage: Eukaryota; Metazoa; Arthropoda; Insecta; Lepidoptera; Crambidae. Bases 27 to 770 code for a protein of 247 amino acids.